Messenger RNA from Sceloporus undulatus (fence lizard), 1910 nucleotides. RefSeq names its product hypoxanthine phosphoribosyltransferase 1 (gene HPRT1). Gene Ontology annotation, biological process: purine ribonucleoside salvage; guanine salvage; hypoxanthine metabolic process. Lineage: Eukaryota; Metazoa; Chordata; Lepidosauria; Squamata; Phrynosomatidae. The record is from RefSeq and is a predicted model, not a curated record. The transcript is spliced from 9 exons. The coding region runs from base 150 to 872 and encodes 240 amino acids. Gene Ontology annotation, molecular function: hypoxanthine phosphoribosyltransferase activity; magnesium ion binding.
GAGGAGCCAGCCUCCAUGUUGGGGAAGCAGGGGAGGAGGAGGCGGUUCUCCUCCUGGUCUCUGCCUUCCUCCCGCUUCCAUCCCCGCCUCCUCCUGGCUCUCCUCCCGAGCCCCGCAGCCCUGCUCCCUCUGGCUCCGUCCCGGGCACCAUGGCCGGCCUGAGCAACAGCCACAGCAGCCCCGGAGGAGGAGGAGGAGGCAGCGGGCGGCCCCCGGGACCCUGCUGCCAGUCCUGCAUCGUGAUUGGAGACGAUGAACAGGGUUAUGAUCUAGACUUAUUCUGCAUACCAAAACAUUAUGCAGACGAUCUGGAGAAAGUCUACAUUCCUCAUGGUCUUAUUAUGGACAGGACGGAAAGAUUGGCACGAGAAAUUAUGAAGAGCAUGGGAGGACAUCAUAUUGUGGCUCUCUGUGUACUUAAGGGGGGUUAUAAAUUUUUUGCUGACUUGCUGGAUUAUAUCAAAGCCCUGAACCGGAACAGUGACAAGUCUAUUCCUAUGACUGUCGACUUCAUCAGGUUGAAGAGCUACUGUAAUGAUCAGUCAACUGGUGAUAUCAAAGUAAUUGGAGGGGAUGACCUCUCAACCUUGACUGGGAAGAAUGUCUUGAUUGUAGAAGAUAUCAUUGAUACCGGCAAGACAAUGAAGACCCUCCUCUCUCUGCUGAAGCAGUACAAUCCAAAGAUGGUAAAAGUAGCCAGCUUGUUGGUCAAACGGACACCUCGAAGCGUAGGAUACCGGCCUGACUUUGUUGGAUUUGAAGUGCCAGACAAGUUUGUGGUGGGAUAUGCUCUAGAUUACAAUGAAUAUUUCAGAGAUUUAAAUCACAUUUGCGUGAUCAGUGAGAUGGGGAAGCAGAAAUACAAGGCGUGACACUUGCUGGUUUCAGCGCAGCAGCCACAGGAUUUUGAAGCCAACACCCACAGCGUCCAUUUCCCAUCCAUUGCCUGAGGCUCUGGUCACCAGCUUCUAAUUGUGGAGUGCUCCCACCUUCUUGUCAUUUGCUUGCUAUAACUUAUUGCAUGUACAGUAUGGGAACUGUGUCUUGUUUAUUUACCUUUGAGAAACUAACAGAGAGUGCAAUUGUUCACCCUUCCUUCCUCUCUUUAUUCUCUCUCUUUCUCCCCCCCUCCACUUGUUUUUCUUUUUUUACAAAGUUGCACUAUGACGCUACUGAUUCUAGCUCCUCCCUGUUGGGAAUUUGCUCUGUGUUGAACCCAGGUUUAGCCCUCCAGCACACUGUACUACUUUCCCCCUGUCUUUAAACCUCAUCAGCUCAGAACUGAAAUAGUUAUAUAAGUACUGUAAAUGUAUAAGGCAUUUUAAGAUGGGAAAAUCUAUAUUAGUAAUAUUUUUUUAAGAAAAACAGGUAAUUUAAGUUUUAUAUUGUAAUGAGUGCAGAAUUUGGGGUGAUUCUUAGAUAGCUGCUCUGGGGGACGGAGGUGCUGUUCCCUUCCAAAGAGGUGUGGGGUCAGCUCCUGAUGGUUGCUAUAGUCUUGAAGGAGUAUGGACAAUGUUCUGCUAAACUGUUUUUUCCAGGAGUUGCCUUACUUGCCUCUCGCAGAAGUUCCGAGUUUUACACACAAAAAAGAGCAAGUGACAAAACCGAAUGUUUAAGCCACUUCUGAGCUUUCUAUCUCCUGUAGGAAUGAGGGCACAGUUCACUGGGAGCCCCUCUCACACCAGCCCUAUAGAAGAAAAUGGGCAUUCGUUUCCAAAAGGCUUGCGUGUGAGAAGUUCCAAGUGGAUUGUGUCUUAAUUUCUCCUUUUCUGUCUCCAUCAGCUUAGCAGAGUUGCCUUUCAGAUUUAACAACGACCUCUGUGUGAAACCUUCAGUGAAAAAUGAUUGUAAUGUUGUACGAAGUGCACAGAACCAACGCACUUUAAAAUAAAGGCUGUCUCUCCAAAGGA